UCAGCUUGCCAUCAGCACGGGUUGUCAUUUACCAUUGUGCUCUGUUGCCAUGGAAGAUUCACCCCUUUUUACAUCUACCUGACUCCUUUCAUCACAACAUGACAUACAAUGACAAUGACUACAAUCCGGUGUAAUGACAUUUAGCAUUUGAAGGCAGUGCUGUCAUGUAUACUCAUAGUGAUUUACCUACAUCCUUUGGUGAGGUGGCUGGCAACUAGGCUCCAGUCACUGAAGGAUUAAUUGGAUCUGAUUCAAUAUAUUUAUACGCACAUAUAAGAUCAUUAUUAUUGGAUUAAUAUGGGAUUUAGCAGAUACACUAUCAUGGGAUGACAGAAUCGGAUUUGUUGAGAUUUCAAGCUAGAGAUUGCAGUUUUGAGGAUGUAACUGCUGCAGAUUAUAGUGAUAGUCAGCAGCAGCAACAACGCAAUGAGUGUUCAUACUUGCUAGAAGACCAUAUUCCUCUGGAAUCCAUCCAUCAGAACUCUGCCUCUCCCCCACUGACAGAGUGCCUUUCUCGUCCCUCCACUGCAGGAUCGCUGUCAGAGAUAUGUCGUAUAUGUCACUGCGAGAGCGAGGUGGACAACCCCCUCAUAUCGCCAUGUGUUUGCUCGGGGAGCCUGCGCUACGUGCACCAGGACUGCCUGCAACAGUGGAUCAAAAGUGCCGAUACAAAGUCAUGUGAGCUCUGUAGAUUUGAGUUUCGUAUGACAACAAAGACAAAGCCUUUCAGAAAAUGGAGGAAGAUGGAGAUGACAACGAUGGAAAGGAGGAAGAUUAUUUGCUCAGUUACAUUCCAUAUCAUUGCUAUAACUUGUGUGAUCUGGUCCCUUUACGUGCUCAUAGACCGGACUACAGAUGAGAUUGAAAAUGGUAUGCUGGAGUGGCCAUUUUGGACCAAACUGAUUGUGGUCUUUAUCGGCUUCACUGGUGGCCUCGUGUUUAUGUAUGUACAGUGCAAGAUGUAUGUGCAGCUGUGCAGAAGAUGGAAAGCGUAUAACCGUGUCAUUCACAUACAGAACUGUCCACCGAAUGCAUCCGUGAAGUUCAUCACUCCAGUGGAGAAAAUUGACUCAGAGAGUUUGAUACAGGAGACAGCGUUACUUUAAUUUAAUGUCAUUACUGUUAUGAAGAUUGCCUUUCCCCACAUUGCUGUGGUCUAGAUAUUUAGAAAAUUUCUGGACUUAGACCCCGUUCCCAUACCUAGAUCAAUCUAACAGUUAUCAAUCCAUCUCUGAGGGGUUUCUUGCUAAAUUGCUAUCAGGGUAAGCAGCUUAAACGUCUGGCAAGCCUACUGAAGCUGCUAAAAGAUAGUUAAUUAGAUAGUUAAUUAACUGUAACAGCUUCAGUAAGCCUUCCAAACAUCAGAGCCACUUUAGCUGAAAGCAAUUUAGCGAGAAACUCCUUGGAGUUGGAUCAAUCCUGUUAGAUCGAUCUAGGUAUGGGAAUGGGGUCUUAGGUACCAGCAGUGCUCUUUCGAAAAAUGCAUGUAAGGUUAUGAACAGUAGGACUUCUUCCAAGGACAGGGUUUCCAUAUGCCUUGUGUUAAUUCUAAGGAAUUGAGGGUGACAGUGAUUGUAAAAUAUAUCAGCUGUAUGGGAAUAAUUUGAUUCUGUAAAAUCUGCUUGAGAGAUUGCCCUUAUCACAAAAUACCCAGAGGGAUUAUUAGAUUAUCAUAUCACAGAACAACCUUAUAUUGGAAAACUAUGUUGUUGUUGUUUUUCUAUUAAUUUAAGGACAGUGAAUUAAAUAGAUGAUUUUAUGUGUUGGUGAAAACCCAACGUAGUUAUAUUGCCUCCUGUCUCUGUAACACGUUAAAAUUGUUGGUAAAUAUUUUGAAAUGGAGGCCUUAUAUACAGAUUAGGCAUAAGCAAACUAGAGGCUCAGAUUUGUGAGUUGUGAGCACAAAUGGCCAAAUUAAUGACUCUUACCACAAAUUUAAGACCCCAACCUAAAAUUAUUAGCCAUGAGCACAGAGAUAGGUUCCACAAACCAUCAAUCCAAAUUGUUGGUGUGGUAAUUUUAUGUUGGGGUACUUAAUUUAUGGCUUGAGUCAUUUGUGUUCCAAAUCUAAGGUUUGUGUUAGCAAGCACAAGUUUAAGAGAGAUGGAAUGGGAAUUAUUUUCAGUGAAAGUAUUGUAAGUUGCAUUAUGAAGUAUAUUUGUACUGUUACAUUUAUAAGGGAUAAAGGCACAACUGAAAAUAUGAUCAAUACAAUUAUGAAUAAUCUGCAGGUUGCAAGCAAUGCAGUGGAUUAGUAAUAGGUUCAAUUUUUAUGGUAGAACAGAUGUGUAGCAUUCCAAUAUGUUCAACUGUUUAGUCCUGUUGACACCUUUGUAUCAGUUUAAAUGCCAUAGUUUUUCUGAACAGUGAGAUAACCCUUUGCUUUAUUAGCUUCACAUUAAUAAUAUAAAGUUGCUGUUCAUAUUUUGCAUAUUGCUUAGAGCUUAGUCACCAUUUGUUCAAAAAGAUGAGCUCUUAGUAAUGCAAUGCCACAACUCAGAUACAUGUACUAUAAUUUGCCAUUCAGUGCAAAGGUAGAUAUAUUAUUUUAGCAAAAAAAAAAA
Messenger RNA from Lingula anatina, 2564 nucleotides. Its product is annotated as E3 ubiquitin-protein ligase MARCHF1. The record is from RefSeq and is a predicted model, not a curated record. Gene Ontology annotation, molecular function: zinc ion binding. NCBI's taxonomy places the organism in Eukaryota, Metazoa, Brachiopoda, Lingulata, Lingulida, Lingulidae.